Tilletiopsis washingtonensis is the source of this 1142-nucleotide messenger RNA. RefSeq lists its product as hypothetical. The transcript has a single exon. The coding region runs from base 21 to 809 and encodes 262 amino acids. NCBI's taxonomy places the organism in Eukaryota, Fungi, Basidiomycota, Exobasidiomycetes, Entylomatales. The record is from RefSeq and is a predicted model, not a curated record.
CUUCCACGCCGUCACAUCCAAUGCUUCCCGUCGCCAUGAGCAGCGGCAUGCGUGCCCUCGCCUGCGACUCUGCCGCCGUGCUGCGCGCCACACGAGCACGCGGCUUCGCCAGCUCGGCAUCCACAUCAGCACCGGCGGCCGCUGCCGCUGCUGCGACGCCCUCCUCGUCCCGGCCCGCGCCGUCCCGCGCCGGCAAGCGGCGGGCGCGCGCCGCACGCGACGACAAGCUGCGCCACGCCAUCGAGCUCUUCCACCGCGCACCCACCUUCUACGCCUCGCCCGCCUCGACGCCCGGCGCCGGCGUGCAGAGCGAGGAGACGCCCGAGGCCAAGCGCGCCCUCGACCAGCGCGUCAUGGAGGACGUGCUGUACCCGUACACCGACUACAUCGAGGGCGCCGAGGACCAGACGUUCCUCACGCUCGCCGCCGUCGCCUCCAACGCUGCGCGCGACGCGGCGUCGCUGAACAGCGCCACGAGCACCGUGCAGGCGCCGUCCAAGUUGGUGUCGGGCUACAACCCCGAGGGCACGCCCGUGCCGCCCGAGUCGGCCUCGCUCACCGCCAUGCCGUCGGCAGAGAGCGAGGCGACGCGCUCGUACCUCGAGCAGCUCAUCAAGGAGGAGGACAGCCGGCGUGCCGUCGUCAACGUCGGCUACACGACGCCCAGCAGCGUCAGUCGUGCCGUGCUGGUGCGCGACGCCCUCUUCGGCACCGUGCACGGCGAGAAGCCAGGCCUCGAGGUGGUGCGCGAGCGCGCCGCCGCCCGCAAGGCGCGCAUGGAGCAGGACGGGACACCGCAGGGGCCAUAGGGCAGCACUUGCGGUAGUAGAUGUCAGGGCGAGGCAGGCGACACGAAUGGGGGCAGAUGGUAAUGGCACUGGGUAUAGCAGAUUGGAGCAAACGAGCGGCGGCUGCGCCGAACAGCGGAGCAUAAAGUAGAGCACUACACGAGACACUCGCGGCGCACCGCGGUGAAGCCUGUGGUCCGCUUGACGGCUAGGACAGGGAUGGUGGGCACGGUAGGCUUGGCCUCGGCGGGUGGAGCGGUCGCCGCAGGCGGAGCUGUCGCUGCCGGCUUGGCCUCGCUGCCUCGGGAGCCCUUCGCGAGCGAGGCUGCUCGCGACAGGGCCUGCGCAGUCGAG